UUGAUAAGCUUCAGCUGCACUAUUUGAGUUCAACUGGUCCUGUAUUUUUCAAUCUUGCUUUAUUAUUUUCUGUCCAUUCUAUGCUAGGGUUCUCCACGACGUUCGCCUUGUAAUUGUCGGUUUCUGUACUUUUAAGUCUGUCAGUAUUCGAUUAAAAAUAAAACAAUCUUUGCCCUGGUAGAUUAAGCUGUUUCUUUCUUUUUAUUUUUCAUGAUUUUUUUUGUUCUUUAUUUUUAUAUUAAGACAGCUUAUGAGAUCAAAACUAUAUAAAGAAGUAGUUUUCCAUUUUGAUACUUUUGUAUUAGAUUGAGUAUUUUGAAUAAGACAAGAUGCUUAACUACAAUUACUCAUUUGAAAAGGCCAAAGCAAAGUCCAAGGAUUCCAAGUCUUCCGAUACUCCCCCAGCAUCUCCAACAAUACGCCAUUCUGCUAGUUUUGAUCGGAGUCACAGAAGGUCGAAUUCCAUUUCUUAUCGAUCCAGAGGAAUGCUAGGGCCCAAGGAACAUUACUUUCAACGCGAUUCUAUCGAUACUCUUGGAAGUAGGCAUAGUUUAUUUUCCAACCAGUCGGAACCAGACUCUCCCAUUACCUUGGAGAAGAUUGGCACCCAGGCUCCAGAACCAUUCAUUGAUUUGAAUAUAAUUAACGUCGAAAGCGAAAAGUUUCGCCGUAGUCGACAAGCCAGUACCGGGUCUGCAUUAUCAUACCGUUUGGACGGCAUGUCUAGAAGUAACGAAAAGAAUAUACCAAGAGGCUAUUCCAAAUCAUCAAUGGAUGGUGGGCCAAGCCCCCAGCUUUGCAAACACCACCACAAGCACAGUUUUUCGCAACCACCAGGCUUCCUAGAGGUUGAUUUGAAGGAAUUUCUCGAGAAUGAAGAUGAAGAGGAGGGAUCAAUUGCAAGCAUGGACGAGCAUGAAAAUCCCUUUGAUCUGGAGGCUCUUGAAGAACACUACAUGUUCAACGAGCUGGAUAUCAUGCUACCUGCUUCAUCGAAUGAUUUGCUACUAAAGUAUCAGAGUCAACAACAGUAUGAAGACCCCAACAUGACCUCUGAUGGUGAUAAGAAGAGAAGUAAAUCUAGAUCAUACUUGGGAAUGAUUCGCCGGGGCAGUUUUUUAAAAAAUAAAGACUGGGCUAAAAAGGAUAAUUGAUAAAUAAAUAUUUAUAGAAGCUUAUUCCAACAAUGAAAGUAUUUAUCGUAAAUGAACAAACCAAGAGAAGGAUUCUGAAUAGUCGGGGGUUUCUUUGAGUGACUUUUGUCUCCUUUGUAAUUGGAGUUUAUUUAGAGCGAUUUUAGAGUGCAUACAUCAUGAGCUAAUUAUUUAAGAGUGUAUGUGGACGAUACAGAGUGUAUGUGGACGAUACAGAGUGUAUGGUGACGAUAUAGAGUGUAUGUAAUUGAAGGUAUCUGCAUAGGCAAACCCUUUAUUAAAAGGUUAUUUUUCUUUUUUUUUUUUUUUUUCUUUUUCUUUCUUUUCAAUUUAAUUGAGAAGAUAAGUUUUCCAAUUGAUUUCUGAUGGCCGAUUUGGCAGUACCACCAAUGGCAGUUCUUCUUUCCACGCUGACUUCGAAAUUGAACACGUCUUUAACAUCUUCAUCAAAUCUUGAAUCGAUUUUUUGUAAUUGUUCAA
Hyphopichia burtonii NRRL Y-1933 is the source of this 1634-nucleotide messenger RNA. RefSeq lists its product as uncharacterized. Bases 330 to 1154 code for a protein of 274 amino acids. The record is from RefSeq and is a predicted model, not a curated record. NCBI's taxonomy places the organism in Eukaryota, Fungi, Ascomycota, Pichiomycetes, Serinales, Debaryomycetaceae. The transcript has a single exon.